ACUCUUUAACGUCUCUCUGCGUGGCUGGAGCAGAGCCGGAAAGUUCAGUGGGACUUUGGAGCUGAGCAGCCCUUUCUGGUGCGAGGAGGAGGCGAGAGCGCGCGCCUCCGGUGGGCAUCUCCGGGUCCCCGGCCCCCCUCCUGACGCAAGAUGAGGAAGAAAGAGCCGGUGAGAGGGGACACCCCUCUGAGAAGAUCUACCCGCCUCCAGCAAGAGAGAACUGGGGAGCAGUUGCAGAUUUUAAAGGAAUCCCAAGGCUCAAAGGAAAGGAGCAUUGCUGACAUUCUUCAGCCCCGGGAGAGCAUCAGAGCUCACAGACAAGUUGUCCAUACUAAAGAAUCAUUACCUCCUCCUCCUCCACCCAGUGAUCCUCUGCCAGUAUCAGCACCAGAAACUCCAAAAGAUAGCAGGCAAGCCGUGUCAGAAAGAGACAAUCUGGUGCCCCCUUUUGUCAGGCUGAGGAGACUGGACAUCCCACAGGAAGAGGAUUCUUCCCCAUACCAAAACAGGCCCAAAGAGCCACAGGACCCAAAUGUCGAGUGGGAAGUGGUGAAGGACCAGCGAGCCCGGCUGAGGGUCCUGGAGACCAGACCCCAGAGUGCAGAGCUGAGGGCAAUGGUGGAACAGGAGGCACCCAGCCUACAAGGCAUGGUGGUAAACAGGACUUUGCGGCAGCAGGCCAGGGCCGGGAUCACCCCUCGGUCAUGGGACCCGGCAUCAAAAGUCCGAGGCAGGACGGAGGCCGACCCUCGCAAGCUGCAGAGUACGGCUCUGCCAUCCAAAGCAGCUGGCAAAAAGUGGACCAAGCGACUCUUUUCCCUGCCCACUCUCUUCUUCCUUCUCUUCCUACUCAUCCUGGGCUUCACUGGCUGGUUCAUAUGGAAACACGGAAGCCCCGUCUCCUUCUCGGGACUGGCUACAUACGGGCAGUGGGCACUGAGCAGUUUUCCGAGGCUGUGGAGCAGGACAGAAGAAUGCAGCACUCAAUGCAGCCUGGUGUUGGUAGAGAGCAUCCCAGACAGCCUGGUAUACCAACCGGAGGAUGUUCGCCAUCUCAGCAUCUACCAGGCCUGGAUGGACUUACUGGCUGAAGCCAACAGUAGCGUGGAUAUUGCUGCUUUUUACUUCACUCUCCGAGACUCAGAUAUUAAGAUGGAGCAUCCUUCUUCCCAGCAGGGUAGAGAUGUAUUUAACUCACUGCUGGGUCUGCCUUCUCGGGGAAUAAAGCUCAGCAUUGCUGUCAACAGCCCUCAGAUGUCAGAGGACGACACAGAUGAAUUGGCCCGUCAAGGUGCAGACAUAGAGUACGUGAACAUGAAGAAUUUGACUGGGGGGAUCGUUCACACCAAGUUCUGGGUGGUAGAUCAGAAGCACGUCUACAUAGGCAGCGCCAACAUGGACUGGCGCUCCCUCACUCAGGUCAAGGAGCUGGGUGCCGUGCUGUACAACUGCAGCUGCCUGGCUCGAGACCUGGGCCGGAUCUUUGCGAUGUACCGCAUGCUAGGAGGCGAAGGGGCUUCCAUCCCUGCGGCAUGGCCAGCCAGCGUUGCAGCUGAGUCCAGCCUGAACCACCCGCUGCAGCUGCAACUCAACGGCUCCAGCGCAGAACUGUACAUUUCCAGCUCCCCAUCGGCCCUGUGUUCAGCAGGCCGCACCUCCGAUCUCACAGCCAUUGUUCGCACGAUUGAGGACGCCCAGGACUUUGUCUACAUUUCUGUGAUGGACUAUGAGCCACAGUGUUUCUUCUGCAAACCUAAGAGAUUCUGGCCUGUUAUCGAUGAUGCCUUGCGCGCUGCAGCCUGCGACAGAAAAGUGAAUGUGCGCCUCCUCAUCAGUUGCUGGCCGCACUCGCAUCGUGACAUGUUUGUCUUCUUGGAGUCGCUCAGCAUCCUCAGCCAGGAGCCGCUGGGUUGCCCUAUUGAGGUGAAUCUUUUUGUUGUUCCGGGAGAGGGAGAACAACCGCCGAUCCCAUACGCUCACGUCAAUCACAACAAGUAUAUGGUGACCGACCGCCUGGCCUACAUUGGUACCUCCAACUGGUCUGAAGAUUAUUUUACCAAAACUGCAGGGGUGGGGCUGAUCGUCAAUCAAAGUGACCCCAAUAGUAUUAUGGCAGGCCAGGAAUUUACCCUGCGCCACCAGCUGGAGCAAGUAUUCAUCCGAGACUGGAAUUCUGAUAAUGUUUUGCCACUCAGCAAUCACAGGAGUUGCACUAAGAGAUAUUAAGACAGUGAGUGGCCCUGCCCGGAAGCACUCUUUCGAACACCUUGCAGCAGAGAAGCCUUCGUGCCCUGGUUGUGGGCUUCCCAAAAGCAUCCGAUUGGCUGUGCUUGGAAGCAAGACGCUGGACGCCUUUUGGUCUGAACCAGCAGGACUCUCGUGGUGUUCUUAAGUGGCUGCCAAUCUUCAAACCCUUCUCAUUGAAUGGACCAGGCAUCCCACAAGGAGCCCCAAAAGAACAGCCAUAGCUAAAACAGCCACUGUAUAUGGAGUGCUUUGGAAGGGGGGGGAGAGUUUGUUGCUCUCAGCAACAGUGUGAACUCAGGGCAGCGGCGGGGUGUUGAUGUGUCUGCUGUAAAGCAGCUAGCAAAAAAAGGGAACCUGUUUACAGGGGAAAACAAUUUUUAAACUACAGUAUUGCUUUUUUAAAAAAUUGCCAACCAAAAUUUGCCAAAUCUGGAUUGUGGAUUUUGAAGCAUUGCCAAACCAAGAAGGCAGCUUGAAUCUGGCUCUGUCCUGAAGAGCUGGAGAGUUUGUUAAUAAGGUGUGGGGUAGCUGGGGAGGGGAGCAGCUGGAAGUCAGCAGGUGUCUUGGGGGGUGGGAAUAGUGCAGAGGGAAACAUGAUAGGUCUUAAUUUGCAGCAUAUUCUGGACAAUCUCUGGAGAUGGAAGAGAUGUAUGAAAAAAUUUUUGAACACGCAAGUAGCAAUGUUGGUCUCUUAGAAACAUUCUAUAUAGGAGCAGAAAAGCAAUGACUUUUUAUGAUCAAACAUGGCAAAGCACUCUGCAAGCUUGGGAGUUGAUCAGAACUUUUCCUCAACCAUGGAUGCUACGACAUAACAAAAAGAAUAAAAAUUGGGGGUAGGGGGAAGAGAAAGAGCACUACUGGAUGUGAGAGAGAGAUCCCCAGCCUGCAGUUUGUAACAGUCUUCAUAUGGAAUGUUUGUAGAAUUCAACCCAGGUGCUUGAUGGGAAAAGGCCUACAGGAUGCUGGGAGCAUACCCUGUGCUUUUUGAUCCCAGCACACCUUGCUGCACCUGUAAACUUUUUUGUAUCAGGCUCCUGUUUAUACAAACGUCCUCCUCCAUUCCAGUUGUUACAACUGCUGAUGGGGUUUUCUCCAUAUUUAGCAAUGUCCCCCUCACCCACCUAAAUGAGAGCUUUGGUGACUUCAAAAAAAUUUGCUUGCCCCAGUUGUAUUUUGGCUGGUGGGUUUGUUAUUCCGGUGUGGGAAAAUAAAUUCAAAACCGUAUAACUCUAGAUAUGCUAUUCUCACAAAGCUAUCCUGGUCUCCUGUAUCUGCUUCUUACUGCCACCUGAUUAUAUUGGAAGGUUGGCGGGGGGGGGGGGGAUCAAAAUAUACAACACUUCCGAACUAACCAAGCCAACCAGCAGCUCCUGAGCAUCCCAUAAUUUUGAAGUUGGAUCCAGCUAGGAUUAUGGAUGAUUAACUUUGCGUUUGCCUUCUUGAAGAGACACUUUUACUUAGGGCUUUGGGAGAACUUGGUUGAGGGAGGGGGAGUGUCUCUUUUUAAAAGAUGUGUUUAGCAGUGCAACAAAGUACAGGUCUACUUUGUAAGGACGAUCAUGUUUUUCUUUGGCUCUUACAAGGUACCUGUGUAUUUUGCUAGUAUUGGGGAGACAUUUGAUUAACAAAUGGCUUAAAGAUUCUCAAAAGGGAAGAUGCCCUUCCCCUCCUCCUUUUUCAAAGAAGCCUUUGGUACAAGCUAAAACACUUUUGCAUCCAAUAACCCCUAAUCCAGGUAUGUCUGCAACACGUGCUUUAUUGUAUUUGAAAACUCUACAAUUGGCAGACUUGGGGAAUUUCCACAAUACCCUGAAAAACAUAUUUUCCCUCACCCACCCCCUUUUUUGUACUGAUUACCCAGCCUAACCAAGAAUUCUGGAGAACUCAAAAGCUUGCUCACUGUUUUGUGAGAUUUGGACUAGUCCAAAUAAAAUAUAUUACCCAACUUUUGUUCUUGGGAUUUUUCUGUGGACCAACUCAGCUACCUUUGUGUACAGGUAUGCACUAUGGGGAGGGGGGUCAUUUUAUAGUUUCGUUCCUGUGAUGUGUUAUAUAUAAAGAAAUAAGGUCUUGUUAGAGAUCACCGUGCAGUAAGUGUACUUGGUACCGUGGUCUUUUCAGUGCACCUCCCUUUUCUACUCAGGGAAUUGCUUUUUGAGUUGAGCAAUUGUGUGUCUUUAUAUGCGCUUUAAGCAAGAGGCUAGAGAGUGCACCUCCACUGGGUGUAUGAAAAGGCUUGAGCAGCUCUGGGAUGUGGGAAGGAAGGGGGAUUUGCUUUCCAUUGCAGAAUUUAUAUUUUUAUACGACGACCAUUUUUAAUAAAGUGUUGAACA
This is a messenger RNA of Eublepharis macularius, 4580 nucleotides long. Its product is annotated as 5'-3' exonuclease PLD3-like. The record is from RefSeq and is a predicted model, not a curated record. The transcript has 13 exons. Bases 151 to 2226 code for a protein of 691 amino acids. NCBI's taxonomy places the organism in Eukaryota, Metazoa, Chordata, Lepidosauria, Squamata, Eublepharidae. Gene Ontology annotation, molecular function: catalytic activity.